GGUAACAAUCCUGGUGAUCGUCGGCUGUAGCCCUUGUGGCUGAUGCUGUGGCUGCUGUUGUGACUGCUGUUGUGACUGCAGCUCCCAAGUCAGAGCACACCACCAAGACCAGCAUGGAUACCUGGCUCACCCAGACACAGCGGGGCAGGCGAGCCCAUGCCGGCGAAGCUCACCCGGCUCCGCCGGGUCGCGAUUGGCCGGGGUGCUGGAGCACAAUGCGCGUCUUCGUCAUUGCUACUCAGAAAAUUGUCUCCCAAUUUCCCAAUUCACGCUCCGACUUCACACAGAGCUACGUUCCGCUUUUCAUCGCACAAAUGUUGGCAUCCGACGACCCCGAUGACUCCGAUGACUCAGUGGUCUAUCUAGGCAGCAAACGUCGUGGGUCUCCUGCACCUGCUCGUCUUACGACUGCGACCGCUGCCCAAAUCGAUGCUCCUCCCGAAACGAAUACAAAUCUAGACAACAGCGGCAGCCGCCACCACCAGCAACCGAGAACGAGAGCGAGACCUGGUGGCAAAAUGAUCUAUCCACGCGCAAUUUGGCAUGGGCCUACUGCUGCGACCGCCGAUCGAACGAAGGAUCCCAAUCGCCGAGCAAAUACAACCUCACGACGACAUGUGUCGGACAGAAACGGCCACGGCCACGGCCACCGAGGACCGAGAACGAAACCGGGGCCAAGAUUAUCCUCCGAAGCGACUGUUCCCUUCGAGAUCAGAAACAAAUAUUUUAAGUUAGGUUAGGUAAAGAAUUGGAACAAGUCCAACCCCCCGCCAGGCGUUUAUGGGAUCUUUGAUAGAGCGGGCCGCCUCCACCUCUUUAGGGGGCAUGAAGGACCCGAGUCUUCAAUGGAGCGUCCUACAUCUGUGCCCAUUGAUCACGGCAAUGUUGAGUACGACUCGCCCUUCAAGGACAUGUUGCAUGCAGAAGUUCGAAAAAA
Messenger RNA from Ilyonectria robusta, 937 nucleotides. RefSeq lists its product as uncharacterized. NCBI's taxonomy places the organism in Eukaryota, Fungi, Ascomycota, Sordariomycetes, Hypocreales, Nectriaceae. The record is from RefSeq and is a predicted model, not a curated record. Bases 114 to 740 code for a protein of 208 amino acids. The transcript has a single exon.